GCUCGGGGCGGUGGGUGCCGGCGCGCAGGCGUAGGCCGGGGAGUUCCGAGCAGUCGAUUGGAAAGCCCCGCCCGGCGCCAUCUCGGCGACUCGCGCAUCCCGCCCAGGUCUCAGGGCUGUGGCUGCCAGAGCCUGCGAGGAUGUUCCACGGGGUCCCCACCACUCCGGGCUUGGGAGCCCCUGGGAACAAGCCAGAGCUGUACGAGGAAGUGAAGCUGUACAAGAAUGCCCGGGAGCGGGAGAAGUACGACAACAUGGCGGAGCUGUUUGCGGUGGUGAAGACGAUGCAGGCCCUGGAGAAAGCUUACAUCAAGGAUUGUGUCACCCCCAACGAGUACACCGCAGCCUGCUCCCGGCUCCUGGUCCAGUACAAAGCCGCCUUCCGGCAGGUUCAGGGCUCAGAAAUCAGCUCCAUCGAUGAGUUCUGCCGCAAGUUCCGUCUGGACUGCCCGCUGGCCAUGGAGAGGAUCAGAGAAGACAGGCCCAUCACCAUCAAGGACGACAAGGGCAACCUGAACCGCUGCAUUGCCGAUGUCGUCUCGCUCUUCAUCACCAUCAUGGACAAGCUGCGCCUGGAGAUCCGCGCCAUGGAUGAGAUUCAGCCUGACCUGCGGGAGCUGAUGGAGACGAUGCACCGCAUGAGCCACCUGCCCGCCGACUUCGAGGGCCGCCAGACGGUCAGCCAGUGGCUGCAGACGCUGAGCGGCAUGUCGGCCUCGGACGAGCUGGACGACUCCCAGGUGCGCCAGAUGCUCUUUGACCUGGAGUCGGCCUACAACGCCUUCAACCGCUUCCUGCACGCCUGAGCCCACCCUGUGUCCCCGUGGGGGUUCCCGUGCCUCGUGCCCUGUCUAUGUGUGGUACCAGGACCCCAGAGACCCUGCCCCACAAUAAAGACGCUGUGACCCUCCCGCUGCGGGCGGCUCACCUCUCA
Lepus europaeus (European hare) is the source of this 934-nucleotide messenger RNA. RefSeq names its product VPS28 subunit of ESCRT-I (gene VPS28). Gene Ontology annotation, molecular function: protein-containing complex binding. The transcript is spliced from 10 exons. Gene Ontology annotation, cellular component: ESCRT I complex. The record is from RefSeq and is a predicted model, not a curated record. NCBI's taxonomy places the organism in Eukaryota, Metazoa, Chordata, Mammalia, Lagomorpha, Leporidae. Gene Ontology annotation, biological process: protein transport to vacuole involved in ubiquitin-dependent protein catabolic process via the multivesicular body sorting pathway. Bases 141 to 806 code for a protein of 221 amino acids.